Molecule: messenger RNA, 2196 nt
Organism: Purpureocillium lilacinum
Lineage: Eukaryota; Fungi; Ascomycota; Sordariomycetes; Hypocreales; Ophiocordycipitaceae
Molecular function (GO): ATP binding; ATP hydrolysis activity
Source: RefSeq, a predicted model, not a curated record
AUGACCUCCAUGGCUGCCGAGUCGGUGGCCACCAUCCUCUGCACGGCCAAGCAGACUCGCUUUCACAUAGAUUCGCCCAACUACCGCGAGCUCGACAUUGACGGCCUCGGCAUCACCGUCACGUCCAGCGAAAAGGGCGGCGCUGCGUCCACGGCCAAGGGCAAGUCAAAAACCCGCGCCGAGGGCAUUGAGAUUCUCAGCGGUGCCAAACUUCGCUUGAAGGAGGGCCAGAGAUAUGCCCUUGUCGGCCGCAACGGCACCGGCAAGUCGACGCUGCUAAGAGCCAUCCACGAGAAGCUCAUCCCCGGCAUCCCCGAGGACACGAGGAUUGCCAUCCUCCAGCAGUCGAGACUAAUUGACGAAGAUGGUGCCGAGAAGGCGGGCAAGGAACCCACCGUCCUUGAGCUCGUCGUUGACCGCGCCACGUCGCGCGACGUAGUCGAGCAGGAAAUCCAGACGCUUUCGGAGGGCGUCGACGCAACGGAUGCAUUCGGCCCCGUGAGGGCUCUCAGGACGCUGAAGCAUGAGCGUCUCCAGAAGCGGCUCUUCCGGCUCGACAAGGAAGCCCGGCUGCGUAGCGGCACGCGUGGCAUGCAGGCGAGGAAAGCGCUGGUGGCUUUUGAAAAGGUCGUUGCCGACUCCAAAGCAGAACUCGAGCAACCUCGUGAAGAGGUCUCGUCAGACAGUCUUCAGGCAGAGACGCAAGAGGCUGCCGACAUGCUCGCCGAGCUCCAGCUCCAGGUUGAGCCGUCACGCCUCUCUCAGGUCGAAACCAAAGCCAAGAGGAUCCUCACCGGCCUGGGCUUUUCCGAAGACCGCAUGGCCAAGCCCAUCGCGAGCAUGUCGGGAGGCUGGCACAUGCGCGCCGCGCUCGCGACCGCGCUGCUCCAGGACGCCGACAUUCUCAUCCUCGACGAGCCGACCAACUUCCUCGACCUGCUGGGCAUCAUCUGGCUGCAACGCUACCUUGGCUCCCUCGAAGACGCGGAGAAGCCGCCCACGCUGAUCCUCGUGUCCCACGACCGCGACUUCAUCGGCCUCUGCACCGACCUGCUCAUCCUCAAGGACAAGCAGCUGACCUACUUCCACGGCGACCUGCCCACGUACGAGUCGUCGCAGGCGGAGCGCAAGCUGUGGCUGCGCAAGAUGAAGGAGGCGCAGAACAAGCAGCGCGCACACAUUGAGAAGACGAUCCAGCAGAACAUGAAAGCCGGCAAGGCCAACGAUGACCAGAACAAGAUCCGCCAGGCCAAGUCGCGCCAGAAGAAGCUAGACGACCGCUGGGGCAUGCAGGUCGGCGCCAAGGGCGGCCGAUUCAAGCUCAACAAGGAGCUCAACGGCUUCUUCCUCAAGUCUCGCGAGGACAUUGACAUCCCGCCCGAGGAGCGGCCCGUCGUCAUCACGCUGCCUGAGCCGCCCGACCUGCGCUUCCCCGGGUCGCUGCUAUCGGUGGAGAAGGCGUCAUAUCGCUACUCGCCCAAGACGCCCGUGGUCAUCCAAGACAUUAACCUCACUGUUGGCAUGGGCGACCGUGUCGGCGUCCUUGGUCUCAACGGCUCCGGCAAGUCGACGCUCAUCAAGCUCCUCGUUGGUGAGACGCGGCCGACAACAGGGAGUGUCACCACGCACCCGCGCCUCAAGCUCGGGUACUACUCGCAGCACGCCGUCGAGGACCUCAAGGCGCUCGGGCGCGACGACCCGGAGCUCACGGCCCUGUCGCUGCUGACGCGGGACGUCGACGGCGCCCUAAACGAGGGCGAGCUCCGCGCGCUGCUCGGCGAGCUGGGCCUGCCAGGGCGUAUCGCGUCCGACAUCCCCGUCACGAAGCUCUCAGGCGGACAGCUCGUGCGGUGCGGGCUCGCGCGGCUGUUCUGGCAGCGGCCGCACUGUCUUGUGCUGGACGAGGUGACGACGCACCUCGACUACGAGACGGUGACGGCGCUGCGCGUCGCGCUGAGCCAGUGGGACGGCGCCGUGGUGCUGGUGAGCCACGACAGGUGGUUCAUGCGCGGGGCCGUCGAGGGGAACAUGGACGAGGGGGAGGACGAGAGCGAGGAGAGCGACGAGGCGGAGGAGGCGCCGCGGCGGAGGGUCGUGUACAGGCUCAAGGGCGGGGAGAUGAGCGUGCUGAACAAUGGCGUGGACCAGUUUGAGCAGAUUAUGGAGAAGCGGGCGUCGAAGCUGUUGGACGCGUGA